Messenger RNA from Periconia digitata, 2128 nucleotides. The record is from the annotation of a GenBank genome assembly. Lineage: Eukaryota; Fungi; Ascomycota; Dothideomycetes; Pleosporales; Periconiaceae.
UCCCAGACCGAUGCGUAUCUGACUGGACCUUUUUUCCGCCGUCACCUUGAGUCUAGGCGCACGUGCGGGGGUAUUCGACGUGACGGGUCGCGCCAAGCCACUAGUGGCAGCUGCCUGUAUUACUCCAGCGAAACUUCUCCCCUCGACACACAACAACUUCUCCUCACUGAAUUACCCCACCAUAUACUCAAUCUGCCUGCACCCAGUGCCACCACCCACAACAAUGGCUACUGCUAUGGACAUCGAGUCCCUCCUCGACGAGGUCAAGCGCGAGCAGGAAGAGAAGGAGCGAGCCGCCGCAGCUGUCGCCGCCGCUUCCACCAACGCCGACAACUCUCGCAACGAUGCACGCCGUCAGGAUCGCGACCGCGAUCGCACCCGUGAUCGUGACCGAGACUACGACCGAGACCGUUCGCGCCGCUACGACCGCUACGACAGCAACCGAUACGAUCGGGACCGCUACGACCGUGGCCGCGGAGACCGAGCAUAUGAGACAUAUCGUGAGUCGAAUGGAGAGAAUAGUAAAUCUAGACUAGGCAGCGAAGAUCAAGACAAGGAUCAAGAGCUAGGAGAGAAGGAGGAAAGCCGGACUCAUUCGAACAAAGGUGCUGACACCGAUGAAGACCAUGGAGACAGGUACCGACGCAGCUCCUCGCUUGACCGCUACCGUGGCGACCGUGGUGGCCGUGAUGACCGUGGUGGUCGCGGUGAUCGUGGAGGUCGUUAUGAUCGAGGUGGCCGGGAUGACCGUGGAAGCCGUCGUGACCGUGGUGACUAUUACUCAGGUGGAGGACGCAAUAGAUCCCGCUCCCCUCGUCGUGAGCGCUCUCGCGAUCGUGAUGAGCAACGCCCGGUCCGCAUUCGCGAGCGCUCCCGUGAGCCCCGCCGCCGCCGCACCCCGUCUCCCCAAAUGGCCAAUGAUGAGAAUCGCGACAAACGUACCAUCUUCGUUACCCAGAUUGCUGCACGCGUUGAGCACCGUCAUCUUCGCCAGUUCUUCGAGAGCGUUGGAGAAGUCAUCGACGCGCAGAUUGUGAAGGAUCGUGUCAGCGGACGUUCUAAAGGUGUCGGCUACGUCGAGUUCAAGGAUGAAUCUUCGGUCCUCAAGGCUAUCGAGCUUACCGGCCGCCUUCUCAAGAAUGUCCCAGUCAUCGUUCAGCAUACUGAGGCAGAGAAGAACCGCGCCUCCCGUCCCACCGCGACUGGUGAAGGUGGCGCUGCUACCAGCAAUAACGGCGCGCCAUUCCAUCGCUUGUUUGUAGGCAAUAUUCACUUCAGUGUGACUGAAGACGAUCUCAAGGACGUCUUCUCCCCUUUCGGAGCGAUCGAGCAGAUCACUCUCCAGCGCGACGAUAAGAUGGCGACUCGCUCCAAGGGCUAUGGCUUUGUCCAGUUCGCCGAUCCUCGUGAUGCCAAAGAGGCUCUCCGUGAGAUGAACAGCUUCGAGCUGGCCGGACGUCAGAUCCGCGUCGGUCUUGGUAACGACAAAUUCACACCCGAGUCUACUGCUCAACUCCUACGCAAUUUUCCUGCCCAGGCCGCGAACUACCAAGGAUCCGCGUUCAGCGGUGCCGGAGGUCGUGGCGCGUAUGCCGGAGGUUCAGGUGGUGCCUUCGACCGCACCAACGGCCGUGACGAUCGCGGUGUGAGCGGAGCUUCCGCCUUGGAUGAUACUGAUAUGUCAGGCAUUGACUAUCGACACGUCGAUCGCCACAAGUUGAUGACCAACCUGGCUCGCGAUCAGGUCGAAGUCCCUGUGGCCGCUAGCUCCCAGAUAAGCAAGGCGAAGGCAACUGUCGUCGAAUUUCCCCAGCCGUCCACCGGCAUCAAAAUUGAGAACGCGUUCGACCCUGAACAGGAGUUCAAGCAGUUCGGCCCAAGCUGGGCCAAACAGCUUGAAUCUGAAGUCAAGGAUGAGUGCGCCCGAAAGUACGGCAAGGUCGUCCACGUGGCUGCCGACCCUAACACGGACGGCGAGAUUUACGUCAAGUUCUCAGAUUUGAAUGGCAGCAAGAAAGCCCUUCAAGGUCUGAACGGACGUGGGUUCAACAACCGCGUCAUUCGAGCGUCGUACGUCGUGGACUUUGUCUACGAGUCGCUCUACGGUGCUGCCAUCAAGAAGCACUAG